This is a messenger RNA of Suillus subaureus, 774 nucleotides long. RefSeq lists its product as uncharacterized. The transcript is spliced from 6 exons. The coding region runs from base 301 to 774 and encodes 157 amino acids. Lineage: Eukaryota; Fungi; Basidiomycota; Agaricomycetes; Boletales; Suillaceae. The record is from RefSeq and is a predicted model, not a curated record.
GCGCGUUCAGACAGCAAUAUUACUCGCUAUUCGGUCGUAUAAUCAUGUGAGGCUUUACCUGGAAUUCAUUUUUUUUGUUAUCACGGCUGUUCGAUAUGCAGAUAGGCUAUUGUUACGGACUAACGUCAUUAAAUGAUUGACUAAUACAAAGGCGUAGCUUGAAGAACCUGUCUGAGUUCGAAUACAUAGGUGACAAGAUCACAUAUACUAAGUAUCCUACCAGCGCCUCCAGUUAGCUUGCCGCCACCAUCAAUCACUCCGCGUCAAACAUGAGAUUCGACGGAGGAUAGGGGGGAUACUAUGAUGAGUUUAACUUUCAUCUCCACUGCAGCCCAUUGUCCAUUCAUGUCUUCAGGCCGACACACGAUGCAAGUACCAAUGAACGGUGCUGGUCCGAUCAUCCGUCAACAGCGCCUAGACUCAACUGCUAUGCUCCAAAAUAACGAAGCGUCUGAGUGUGGCGAUAUUCUGGAUGUAUUUUGGCAUACGAGUUGCUGGACGUACUGCGGCAUUCUCUGCUCGUCCAUCGUUGCUUGCUAUCAGGGUAGCAGCUUUUGGACCUUGUACGAUGACAAAGUCAUUUGUGCUAGCAUUCCUAAUAGUGCCAUUCUUAUAGUCGAAUCGGAGUCAAGAUACAUGUGGUCCGAGUUUGCCGACGACAGUGGUGUCGAGACGAUUCUCGAGUUCAACGGACUUCGCAUGAACUUCGCAUGCACAAUGGAGAUGGGCAUGCGGCAGGCGAAAAUGCAGAAUUGGGGUGGCGCCAAGUUGUGA